Messenger RNA from Salvia splendens (bonfire salvia), 498 nucleotides. RefSeq lists its product as uncharacterized. The transcript has 3 exons. Gene Ontology annotation, molecular function: protein dimerization activity. The coding region runs from base 1 to 498 and encodes 165 amino acids. NCBI's taxonomy places the organism in Eukaryota, Viridiplantae, Streptophyta, Magnoliopsida, Lamiales, Lamiaceae. The record is from RefSeq and is a predicted model, not a curated record.
AUGGAUGAUGAUGCUCCAAAGCGGAUUAGUAAGAGGAAUGGUUCAAACAUCAAGAACUACUAUCAUUAUCGCGUUGAAAUAUUUUGUCAGGUCGUCAACUUACUUACACAAGAGAUGGAAAAUCGUUUCUCUGAGGCAUCCACAGACUUGCUAAGUUAUGCACGAUUGAAUGGUAUUGAAGAUUUGGCUAGCCUAUCUCAGAAGAUUGUUGAAACCAAGAAAGAUAAAGUUUUUCCGUUGGUUUAUCGUCUGAUUGAGUUGAUAUUGAUCUUACCUGUAGCGACUGCAUCUGUUGAAAGAGUAUUUUCAGCAAUGAAAUUUGUCAAGACUGACUUGCGGAAUAGGAUGGGAGGUGAGUGGUUGAAUGAGAGUUUGGUAGUAUACAAUGAAAGAUCCAUCUUUGCAAGUGUUUCUAAUGAAAGAAUCUUGAAACGUUUUCAAGAUAUGGAUACCCGUAGAAAUCAGUUGUCUCAGUUAACAGAUGCUAGAGCUACUUGA